Cyprinodon tularosa is the source of this 3531-nucleotide messenger RNA. Its product is annotated as transcriptional repressor p66-alpha-like. The transcript is spliced from 11 exons. The record is from RefSeq and is a predicted model, not a curated record. The coding region runs from base 193 to 2439 and encodes 748 amino acids. Gene Ontology annotation, biological process: negative regulation of transcription by RNA polymerase II. Gene Ontology annotation, cellular component: NuRD complex. Lineage: Eukaryota; Metazoa; Chordata; Actinopteri; Cyprinodontiformes; Cyprinodontidae. Gene Ontology annotation, molecular function: sequence-specific DNA binding.
CACUAAGAGGACGCAGCGGCUCCAUGUGUGUUGAGGCGCAUUAUUUGGCAACAGACGCGGCAGCGGGGAGGGCCGAAAAAAAGAGGAUAUCCCCAGGAUUUCAAAAAAAGCAACGAUUUAUCGAGGUUAAUUGCAGAUUAAACGUUCCCUCUUCGACCAUCGGGGAAGAACGGGCGACAAAGCUUCAAAGCGAUGUCUGAGGAGGCUGUCCGCCAGACUCGCAGCCAGAAGAGGGCGCUGGAGAGGGAGGCUGCCUCACAAUCUGUGGACCUCUCCAAUGCUGACUACGAAAGCAAAAAACCUAAAUUGGAAUCUUCUGAGCCAUCGUCAGGGGCACAAACUAAACCCAAGCCAGACCUUUUGCUGGCACAGGACGCUCAGAGCCGGACUAGACCUGGAUCCGAUGCUGAAACGGAACCGGAGCCAGAGAAGAGCCGAUUGCCGUUACCUUUAGUGUCACCCCUGACUUCAAAAGACGAUUGUGAUCGGACACAGAGACACCAGACGACUGAGUCCGGCUCAGACAAUCGAAUUCACUGCAAUGACAGACAAAGGAUGGAGCCAGCUGUGGAGCCUCGAAGCCGGCUCCGGCAGACUGAGGCUAAGACCUCAGGUGGGACGCUCGCUGCGGGCGAGGUGAAGGCAACGAUCAAAGUGGAGGUUCAGACCGAGCAGCCUGUGGACAUGAGCACCAGCAAAGGCAUAAAAAGGGAGAAACGCCCACCGUCCCCUGAAGACGACGACGACGAUGUCAUCAUCUUGUCUGAUAACGACUCCCCUAGUCCACCGAUGAAUGGCCUGAGCCACUUUAAGGAGCUGGACACUGACCUGCUCAUGAGGAGCAGCCCUGUGGAAAGAGAGCGUAUCAUCAAGCAGCUGAAAGAGGAGCUAAGACUAGAGGAGGCCAAGCUGGUGCUGCUGAAGAAGCUUCGACAGAGCCAAAUACAGAGGGACACUCUGCAGAAGCCCUCAGGUUUAUCUGGUUCCUCUGCUCCUCCUCCUCUAAUCCGAGGAACAAUUACCAGCAAUAAAGGCUCUCAGCAGAUUCUGACAGGAAGAAGCUCGGGGACAGUGAUCCCUCCUCCUCUGGUCAGGGGAGGACAACAGCUGUCGUCCAAACAUGGCUCCCAGAUCAUAAUGCCACCUCUGGUUAGAGGGGCACAGCCCAUCUCUGUUUCUCCACAGCAGAUCCACGCUCUACGCCAGCAACAACAGCAGCAGCAGUUGGCAGCAACAGGAGGAUCAGGGCCUCCUCCUCUGCUGCUGGGACCGAGGAACUCUGGAACCUCAUCCCAAGGACAGAGAGGCAUGGUCCAGUCAGGCCUCAUCCGGGUGGGCAACAACACAAACUCACUGGCCUCGCCAUCCGGUGUGAAGGGCUCCUCCUUAGGAAGUGGAGGUGUUUCUGUGGUCAGCAUGAACGACUCUCCAGCUAGCCGCCAUGCUGCAGCUAAACUGGCCCUUAGGAAACAGCUGGAGAAGACCCUGCUGGAGAUCCCCCCACCCAAGCCACCUGCACCAGAGUUCAACUUCCUGCCCUCUGCAGCCAAUAAUGAGUUCAUCUACCUGGUGGGACUGGAGGAGGUGGUGCAGAACCUACUUGAUACUAUCCACAGAGGAAAAAUGGGUGUGCCGCUGUCCAAGCAAGUUGUCAGAGACCCUUUCAUUUGCACUCAGUGCAAUACUGACUUCACCUGUCGCUGGAGGCAGGACAAGGCUAAAGGCGGGGCUGUACUCUGUGAAGACUGCAUGUCGUCCAAUCAGAAAAAGGCUUUGAAAGCCGAGCACACCAAUAGGCUGAAAGCAGCAUUUGUCAAAGCACUGCAGCAGGAGCAAGAAAUAGAGCAGCGUAUUAUUCAGCAGGCGUCCUCACCGGUCUCCCACAGUACCUCAUCAUCCGCCUCAUCUGCUGCUUCGGCACUGAAAGCAGAGCAGCUGGUGUCUCAGCAGCUGAAGCAGGCUCAGGCCAGAGUGUCCUCCCUCCAGCACCACCACCAGGCCAGCAGGGGAGGCAACAUUCUCCAUCAUCACUCCAUUAAGCAGAGCUCGCAGGGCCACCUGUCCCAUGUCUCAUCCGUGGGGGUGAGGGGCGUCCCCCACUCGUUCUCCUCCUCUUCGCAGCUGCAGAGCGCAGUGGCGGCCGCAGCUCUGGUUAGCCGGCCAGGUAAGCAUGCCCAUGUUUCCCACCGCUCUGUCCAGAGUUCAAAGGUGAGCAGCAGUGGGAUCGGCGGCGGCAGGAAUGUCAGCGGAGGUAGUGCCUCAUCAGCUGCAUGGAAGAAGCAGAACAGCAGUAAUGCAGGAGUAACUAUGGCCUAUGUGAACCCAAGCCUGACUGGUCACAAGAGCUCGGCCACCCCCGGCGCCCGUCACAGGGAGUACCUGCUGGACAUGAUCCCCUCCCGCCCUUCAAUCUCGCAGACUGCAAACACGUGGAAAUAAGUGAAUAAACGGUGCUCUGCUGUCCAGAGGUUGUGUCAAAGCUGCUCAGCUCUGAUAGUUUGGUCCACAGCGCCCCCACAGGACUGUUAAGCAAUUACAAUCUCUCAAAGUGAAGAAACGUUCCUGAAAUCUCUUUGUAAGAUUUUAUCUUUUAGUUUUCAUUAUUCUUGUUGUUUAUUUUGAAGUUCACGCUGUUGUUUUGAUAAAUAUGCACAAACCAUUUUGAGUGGGUCAAAGACAAAAAGAAAAAAAAAAGCAAAAUAAAAUCAUACUUGAAGGGCUUCCCCUUGGUUCUGUCCUCCAGACCGAGCAGAAAAGUUGUUAAAAGAUCUGCUGUUAAAGGAAGUACUGAGUUUUAGGGUUAACAACCCUUUCUGCCAUCAUGGUGGUCAGAUGAACCUUUAUUUUUGACACUUGAAUGGUUCUAAUUAUAACCCAGGAGUUCACAUUAAACGAAAGACACAUUUAUUUUAGGUAAAGGUAAAAUCAGCAAGUUGUAAAAUGUUCAUUACAUCCUCUUUGUGUAGGUAAAGCUUUCAAUUUACGUUGUAUUUACAGUAAGUUAUUUUGUUCUUGACUGAUGUUUAAAAAAAUCGCUGAGUAUGACAGUGGUUUCCGCUGAUAAGGACUUUAUUUUAGCUUUGUUUUUGUUGUUUUUUUUUUUCUCCCAGUUUAACAGCAUGGCUAUCCAUACGCCUGUUUUGCACCUUAGCAGAAGAAGCGCGGUGUCAUUGCUUAACUCAUCUGUAAUUACCAUUUACUUAUUUUAUAUUAUUGUCAACAUUGUAAGAUUUUGAUGUCAUCAUUGCAAACUCAGAGACAGAGCUGAAUUUUCUGCACUGGAUCCAGAGCUUUUUGCCUUCAGUGAAUCAGUAUCCAUGACCCUGGGUGGACGUUGCCCUUUCUGGGUUCAUGUAAGGAAGGGUCUCCUAGCUACCAGGACUCUGGACUAAACAUUCAGAAUACCACACCAUCAUGGAUCAUUUCUCUGCUUUCCAUAAUCUUUUAUUGUAUUGUUCAGAAUUAUGUUAAAGUUUAUUUGGUUUACCUUUUCCUAGUUCCUAAAGAAAUAAAAAAAAUAUACAUUUUAAA